Molecule: messenger RNA, 1227 nt
Organism: Venustampulla echinocandica
Lineage: Eukaryota; Fungi; Ascomycota; Leotiomycetes; Helotiales; Pleuroascaceae
Product: FAD protein
Exons: 4
Coding region: 1-1227 (408 amino acids)
Molecular function (GO): FAD binding
Source: RefSeq, a predicted model, not a curated record
AUGCAUGUCAUAGUUGCAGGCACAGGGCCGUCUGGCCUCGCCCUCGCGCUCAUUCUGGCCAAAAGAGAUAUCAAAGUAUCUCUCCUCGAUGCCGCGGCCAAGCUUGAUGAUCGUCCCCGUGCAGCACAUUACGCACCUCCAGCAAUCCGAGUCUUGCGCGAGGCUGGCGUCCUAGAAGAUGUACGAAAAGCCGGCUUCAUCCCGGGCAACUUCACGUGGCGCAAGCUCGACGGGUCCCUUAUCGCUGCAAUUAGGGAUACGCCCGAGUCUCGAGGUGAGGACGGACUGACGGUCCUCCCCCUUGACCGGCUCGGUAAGGUCCUUCUCAGCCAUGCUGAGAAGAAUUCGAAUAUCACGAUCAAGUGGAAUCAUAAGGUCGUUGACAUCGGCCAGGACGAGACAUCCGCUUGGGCCGUUGUCCGUCUUCAAGAUGGCACCGAGUUAACAGUCAAAGGCGACUAUGUUUGUGGCUGCGACGGAGCAAAUAGUCAAGUUCGGAAAUCACUCUUUGGGGAGACCUUCCCUGGGAAGACGUGGGAUGCUCAAGUCAUCGCAACGAAUGUCUACUACCCCCUAGAGAAAUUCGGCUUCGACGACAUAAACAACAUCAUCCACCCAACAGACUACUACAUGGCCGCCAAAAUCACAAACGAAGGCUUAUGGCGUGUCUCCUACGGCGAAGAUCCUAGCCUCACCCCCGAGCAAGUGAUCGCCAACCAGCCCGCAAAAUACGAGCGCAUGUUGCCCGGCAAUCCUAAGCCAGGAGAUUAUAAGCUUCUGAACGUAGGUCCGUACCGGAUUCACCAGCGCUGUGCAGAUAAGAUGCGCGUUGGUCGUAUUUUAUUGGCUGCUGAUGCGGCGCAUUUGUGCAACCCCUUUGGAGGAAUGGGGCUUACGGGUGGUCUUGUGGAUGUUGGUGGCCUUGCGCAGUGUUUGGGUGGGAUUAACGAAGGCCUGGCGGAUGACAGUAUUUUGGAGAAGUACUGCACAGAAAGAAGACGGAAAUGGAAGGAGGUGAUCGAUGUUGUCUCGAGUAGUAAUUUCACGCGCGUUUCGGCUACGGACCCCGAGAGGGCACAGGAUGAUGAUGAAUUCAUAGCCAUGGUCGUGAAGAUGGAGACUGAUGAGGAGUUGAGGAAGCAGUGGGAUGACAGUCUCUACGACAUCGUCCAUGAUUUUACUCAGUAUUACCGAACUGCCCCAGGCAAUAAUAAUCCGAAACUAUAG